Owenia fusiformis is the source of this 1979-nucleotide messenger RNA. The record is from the annotation of a GenBank genome assembly. Lineage: Eukaryota; Metazoa; Annelida; Polychaeta; Sabellida; Oweniidae.
AUGGCUAGGCUAAGAGUGAUUCAAGGCAGUAUUAUGGUUGCAUCAUUACUACAGAUUUUCAUAGGGUUCAGUGGUAUCAUAGGCCUUAUGUUACAGUUCAUAGGCCCUCUCACUAUUGCUCCAACUAUUGCACUCAUAGGCAUAUCUCUGUUUGAAUCAGGAUACAAUUUUGCCUCUAAGCAGUGGUGGAUCGCGAUCACAACUAUGGCUCUGAUUGCAAUAUUUUCCCAAUACAUUCCAAGAUAUGUUCAAAAGUAUGUACCAUUCUCUGGAACUGGACAGAAGAAAUGUAAGCUGUUUCUCAGCUUCUUUGAACUUUUCCCUAUAGUGCUGGCUAUAGUAAUCUGCUGGAUAAUCUGUAUUGUGCUAACAGCUACUGGCGUUCUGCCUGACAAACCUGACCAAUGGGGAUAUGAGGCACGUACAGACAUACGACUACAGGUCCUUAAUGAUGCACAAUGGUUUAGAUUCCCUUACCCAGGUCAGUGGGGUGUGCCAACUGUGAAUAUCUCAGGGGUGCUAGGUAUGUUUGCAGGGGUGAUAGCUUCCAUGAUAGAGUCUGUAGGUGAUUACUAUACAUGUGCUAGACUAGCUGGGGCACCACCUCCACCUACAAGUGCCAUCAAUAGAGGAAUAGGUAUGGAGGGAUUAGCAACCCUUCUUGCAGGGGCCUGGGGCUCUGGAAAUGGCACAACGUCUUAUGGGGAGAACAUUGGGGCUAUUGGAAUAACAAAGGUUGGUAGCCGUAGGGUUGCUCAGUGGGGAGCAUUAUGUAUGAUGAUUUUAGCCAUACUUGGAAAGUUUGGAGCGCUGUUUGUCACAAUUCCUGAUCCAAUCAUCGGAGGAGUAUUCUUUAUUGUGUUUGGCUUUGUCACUGCAGUUGGGCUCUCCAACCUCCAGUUUGUAGAUAUGAACUCACCAAGAAAUCUCUUUAUUGUUGGCUGCGCCCUCUUUACAGGGUUCACUAUACCUCAGUGGUUGAAACACAAUCCUGGAGCUAUAGCAACAGGUUCGGUAGUAGCAGAUAACAUAUUCACUGUACUGUUUAGGACCAGUAUGUUUGUAGGGGGUCUUGUAGGAUUCGUGCUGGAUAACUCAAUUCCAGGUACAGACAAAGAGAGGGGGAUCAGCCAAUGGAAACAGCAAACAAGUGAUGAUGACCCUUACGUCAAUGAUCUCCUGGCCAUGUACGAUUUGCCAUUUGGGAUGGGCUUCAUCAAGAAACAUAAAUUCUUCCAGUACCUCCCGUUUUCACCUACUUUCAAGGGAUACAUGUGUUGUAGAUCAGAUAACAAUCAGAAUGAUAUUCCUAUUGACAAUGUGAGUGUUAGCACAAGGAGGUUUGAUUCUGUUGAGACUGUAGCGACAAAUGUUACUGUUGAUGAUCGAAAUGCCAAUACGAUCAUGUGAUCAAGAAGGUCAAGUGCAGUGUCUAACACUUCAUCAUUCCAUUAUGAAACGUCUGUCUAAUUUAACAGUUCAAAUUAGAGACCUCUGGAGAGCUUUACAUAGGAUUUUUAUGUAACCUCCAUGGAACAAACUUAAUGUUGUUUUAUGUGUAAAAAUAACUUAUGUUCUAACAAAGUGUGUUCUAACCCAUUAUGCAUGAUGUCCACACCUUUAAUACAGGUGAUGGGUAAUUACUGAUAAGUGUGACCCCCAUUGUAACUGAUAAAGUUUCUAAAUGCUGCAUCCCUCUCCUUGUAUUAAGCUUUUAGUUUAUAUUGUAUAUUUUAUUGGAGGCAUUUUUAUAAUUUUUGGACUCAUCUACUUGGAUAUGUAGAUUUUCAAAUCUUUAUCUUAUAUUUUGAUAACGAAAGUUGAAAUAAUUAUAUUUUUUGAGUUGAUAUUUUCUGUAUUGAGAAUCUGAAUUUUAAUACUGCAACUUUAUGUAUUUUAACCAAACAACAUACAAGUACAUGUAUUCCUAUCUCAUGCCUCACUGUACAUGUAUACCUUUAUGGGCUAAUAUGUUAUAC